Molecule: messenger RNA, 1422 nt
Organism: Eruca vesicaria subsp. sativa (arugula)
Lineage: Eukaryota; Viridiplantae; Streptophyta; Magnoliopsida; Brassicales; Brassicaceae
Source: the annotation of a GenBank genome assembly
AGUGUACUUUAUAAUCUCCGACAAAAACUCUUCACUAAAACCUCCGGCGAUGAAAAAUGGGCUUUUUUGGGAGACUCUUCGGUAGUAAGAAGCAAGAUUCGACGAGUAACAGACGGAGGUGGAGCUUCACCGCCAGAUCUUCCAAACCGGCGACUUCGAGUUCAAGCAAGAGACGUUCGUAUCCGACGGAACCUGUGAAUGAGGAGGAAAACGGAGAGAAACACGCGAUAGCUGUAGCGGCUGCGACUGCUGCGGUGGCGGAAGCUGCUCUAGCUGCUGCUCAUGCCGCGGCGGAGGUAGUGAGGCUCACGAGUGGAAACGGUGGGAGGAACGGUGGAGGGAGUAACCGGCGGUGGGCUCAGGAGUAUCUUGCGGCGGUGAAGAUACAAUCUGCUUUUCGUGGUUAUCUGUCGAGGAGGGCACUAAGAGCACUAAAGGCAUUAGUGAAGCUUCAAGCAUUAGUGAGAGGACACAUAGUAAGAAAGCAAACAGCAGAUAUGUUCAGAAGAAUGCAAACCCUAGUUCGUCUCCAAGCUCAAGCUCGUACACGAGCCUCUCGUUCCUCUCACUCCUCAGCUUCAUUCCACUCCUCAACCGCUCUACUCUUCCCUUCCUCCACUCCUUCUCCACGUUCCCUCCACACACGCUCCCUCUCAAACGCUGAAGUCAUCUCAUCAACAGACCACCGUGGCCACUCCAAACGUGUAGACUGGCAAGAAGAAGACCAAGACAAGAUCCUAGAAGUUGAUACUUGGAAGCCACGUCUACAUCAUCCCAAGCCUCUACGAAACAAUGAGUCUCCGAGGAAAAGACAACAAUCUCUAUUGGCUCCGAGAAGUACUGAGAAUAGUCCUCAAGUUGGGUCUAGUGGCUCAAGGAGAAGAACUCCGUUUACGCCAACGACAACAAGAAGUGAGUAUUCUUGGGGAUGUAAUAACUAUUACUACUCAGGUUACCACCCGAACUACAUGGCUAACACUGAGUCUUACAAAGCUAAAGUACGGUCACAAAGCGCGCCUAAACAGAGACUUGAGGUCUGUGAUGAGACCAAGAGAUCUGUUCAGGGACAGUAUUAUUACUACAAAACGGUUGCGGAGCAGAGUUUGGACGUUGGAAGCCCUGGUUACUACGGAGGAGAUGCUUCUGAACGGUUGAAUCGGAACCAGAGUGAGAAGACAAGGAUGCGUUCUUCGUUUCUUGUUUAGAUUUUUAUGGUUUUUAAUGUGUAAAUUUUACACUCUUUUAUUAACAAGUUUCGAUUGCUUGCAUAAGAAGGAACACGCAACUCUGUUCUUUUAUCUUUCUUGAUUAAUGUUCAAUCAAAACCGAACUCUAGAGUAACCGAUGUAAUUAAUGUUCGUUACUGAUUUUAACAAGACAAGAACUAUGAGUUUAAUACAUAUUCGUUUAGAUUUAAGACAC